Anoplopoma fimbria (sablefish) is the source of this 2179-nucleotide messenger RNA. It is a transcript of the gene il11ra, whose product is annotated as interleukin 11 receptor, alpha. Gene Ontology annotation, biological process: cytokine-mediated signaling pathway. The coding region runs from base 117 to 1313 and encodes 398 amino acids. Gene Ontology annotation, cellular component: external side of plasma membrane. The record is from RefSeq and is a predicted model, not a curated record. The transcript is spliced from 12 exons. Lineage: Eukaryota; Metazoa; Chordata; Actinopteri; Perciformes; Anoplopomatidae. Gene Ontology annotation, molecular function: cytokine receptor activity; protein binding.
UCUCGUGCCCCGCUAGUCCGUCCGGGGGAGCCGAAGAACAACACGAGAAAAAGUCCCAACUAUGGAAGGCGACAACAUAAUAAUAAUGCCUGUUUGACUCGGGGACAUUUUACAAGAUGCCAGGCCUUUUGUCCAGUCCUGUGUGUCUGACAGUCAUCUGGUUUCUAUCCUGGUCGCUGCGCCCCGGUCGAGCUCAGAUUCGGACUGAUGAAGUGUCAGGCGUGCAGUACGGGCACAUGCAGUCAAAUGUGACACUGGCUUGCGAGAAGUCACAAAUCAGGUUACCUGUGGUGUGGCAUCUCAACCACAGCUCAGUGCUGCCACGGCACAAUGUGACCUCCGAUGGAACCUUAGUCCUGCUGCAGGUCAACCACUCGGCGCAGGGCAACUACAGCUGCUACGACGCCCGGGGGUUCCUCCUCCACUCCAUCAGUCUCAGGCUGGGCCACCCCCCAGGGAAGCUGAGCGUUUCCUGUCAGGUGCCCAAUCACACGCAUGUUCGCUGCUCCUGGACUGAAUCGAUAAAGACCUUCCUGCCAGCCAAGUACAAUGCCUCCUUCAGGGGGUCUGGUCAGGAGUGGAGGUCGUGUGUCCUGGAUGUGGUCCACAAGCACUGCGAUGUAGAUCAUCCUGCUUUCUGGCAGACCGUCCAUACCCUGAGGAUCACAGAGACCAACGCCCUCGGGUCGGAGACAACGUUUGAAAGCUUUAGUUUACAGAAGCUAUUGAAACCAGAGCCUCCAGAGUCUCUGCUGGUGAAGGCCCUAGAGGGCUAUCCAAAGAGGCUGAACGUCUCAUGGAACUUCCCAGCCUCCUGGCCGCUGCACGAUGCUUUCCCCCUCAUGUUCCAGAUCAGCUACAGGCCGAUGGGCUCCAUGUACUGGUCAGAGGUUUUCUCCGAGGAGAGUCCGGUCAUGAUAUUUGACGCCCUGGCCGGUCACCUCCACCAGGUUCAGAUUCGAGCCCGUGACGCGGUGAACCCUGAGAGCAAGUGGAGUGAAUGGAGUCCCCUGCUUCAUGUCAGGCCUUGGGAAGUCCCCUCCACAACUGAAUCUCCAGAGGACAGCUUUCCGGACUAUCCUUUCCCCUUCAGCACACAACCUGAAAUCUCAACCCCAAAGUUAGACAAUUCUGUACAUCCUGAGGAUGAAGGUAAUAUGGGUUUGGUGAUUCUGCUGGUUUUGUUCUCCGUGGUCAUCCUCACCACCAUCCUUUCCCUCAUCUUUGUCGUGUGGGUGAGACAAAGGCGGCGGGAUCAUGUGACCAAACAGGAACUCACCUCUAUGGUCAAGAUGAAGUCUAUGCCAAUCUAAUGUUGAUUUCAAGCAUCUUCUCCUUGUCAGCCCGUUCUAGGGCUCCCCCCCGAGAGUCAGCCUCUGCCUUUACCACUGUAGCAAGCUGACCGUCCGUAUUCAACUACAUUAACCAGAAUGCAUCUUCCAGGGUUUGACCAGGAUCCAGGACAGGGAUGAACCCAUGCAGGGAACUUUACGGAGUAGGGUAAAGUUACCCAGUAUAUAAAAGCUGACUGAAGGGUAUGUUUUGCAAGAUUUUCCCAGACAAAAUUCAUCAGUCACAUCUAAAUGCACUACCCAUAAUGCAUCAGCAGACUCUUGCUAUAUGGGGACAGGGAAAAGCGGCCCUAGUCUGUUUCUUUCUGCUCACUUCAGCAACGUCACUGUAGUUCAAUCGUCAGCGGACUGUAGUGGCGACACUGCAUCAGGACAUUUGAGUUCACUCACAACCAAUGCUGCUUCAGGUGGACUGACUCCGCCCCUUUAUUUGGAGAGGAGCAACAUCUUUGGAACUUUUUAAGCAUCAUGUAAGGACAGGAAGUGCAGCUGCCAAACAGGAGAACAUAGGUUAUUUUUUUUUAUGUGGAAAGGGGAAAAAAAAUUUCUGGAGACAUCUUUCUUCUCUCCUUCCACCCAGAACUCCUCACGUUCCUUUAUUUUAUUUUUCUAUGAUUCAUGGGGAGAAAUAACAGAUUAUUGUGUGUCCGUUAUUACACCGACUGACCGACCGACUCAAUGCUGUGAAGGAAGCAUAACUGCCAGUCUCUGUGUGUGUGUGUGCAUCUGAUGCCAAAGCAGCAACUACGGGCAUUAAUGGUCUCAGCUGAGGGGGCAGGAGGCAAACCCGUCUCUGGCUCCAGACCCUGAGGGGAUGGACACGGAGA